Lodderomyces orthopsilosis Co 90-125 is the source of this 1350-nucleotide messenger RNA. It is a transcript of the gene CGT1, whose product is annotated as mRNA guanylyltransferase. Gene Ontology annotation, molecular function: ATP binding; mRNA guanylyltransferase activity. The record is from RefSeq and is a predicted model, not a curated record. Gene Ontology annotation, biological process: 7-methylguanosine mRNA capping. Gene Ontology annotation, cellular component: mRNA capping enzyme complex. The transcript has a single exon. NCBI's taxonomy places the organism in Eukaryota, Fungi, Ascomycota, Pichiomycetes, Serinales, Debaryomycetaceae. The coding region runs from base 1 to 1350 and encodes 449 amino acids.
AUGAUUCAACUUGAGGAACGAGAUAUACCAGUUAUUCCAGGAGAUCGACUCGAUGAUGAAGAUGCUCAGGAGCUACGUCUUAUGGUGGCGGAGCUCUUGGGCAGAAGGAGCACAUCAUUUCCAGGAUCUCAACCCGUGUCAUUUGAAAGAAGGCAUCUAGAAGAAACCCUAAUGCACAGGGACUACUUUGUGUGUGAAAAAUCAGAUGGAUUGAGGUGCCUUUUGUUCAUAGUUAAUGACCCAGAAAAGGGGGAGGGUGUAUUCUUAAUUACUCGUUCAAACGAUUAUUACUACAUUCCCAAUAUUCAUUUCCCACUUUCCGUCAAAGAAACUCCAGACAACAUAACUUAUCACCAUGGUACACUUUUAGAUGGUGAGUUGGUUUUGGAAAAUAGAAACGUCAGUGAACCUGUUCUUCGGUACUGUAUUUUCGAUGCAUUGGCAAUUAAUGGAAAAUGUAUAAUCGACCGUCAAUUGCCAAAACGAUUGGGAUAUAUAACAGAAAAUGUCAUGAAACCGUUUGACCAAUUCAAAAAAAAUCAUCCUGAAAUCAUCAACUCGCCUGAAUUCCCGUUUAAGGUGGGGUUCAAAACCAUGUUGACAUCUUACCAUGCCGAUGAUGUCUUGAGUAAAAUGGAUCAAUUAUUCCAUUCCUCAGAUGGGUUGAUUUACACCUGUGCCGAAACGCCAUACGUGUUUGGAACUGAUCUGACGUUGCUAAAAUGGAAACCAGCAGAAGAAAACACCGUUGAUUUCCAGCUUGAAUUUGUAUUUAAUCAGUUUCAAGAUCCUGAUAUGGAUGAAAGAGAUCCAUCUUCGACCUACACCGACUAUGAUUCGAAACCUGAGUUGAUAAAAUUACGAGUGUGGCAAGGAUCAAAUGUCCAUACGGAUUUUACUCAGUUGGACUUAUCUGAUGAUGAUUGGGAACGUUUAAAGGCGUUGGGGGAGCCUCUACAAGGACGUAUCGCCGAGUGUCGUCAAUCCUUAGCAAAGAAAGGUUAUUGGGAAAUGCUACGUUUCAGAAACGAUAAAAGUACAGGUAACCAUAUUAGCGUGGUUGAGAAAAUCUUGCUAAGUAUUAAGGACGGAGUCAGAGAAAAGGAGGUUGUUGACAGUUGUAAGAAGAUUGCACUGGCGUGGAAACAACGAGAGCAAGAGCGUAAACGCAGGCAUUCAAAUGGUGGACCAGCAUCUUCACAUCACCACACUCAACAUCACCACACGUCACACGAACAACCUCCUACAAAAAGAGCUAGGCUAGAUUCUAUAGAAACGGAACGACAACCACUACAGCUCCAAAACCAACUAGAUGAUAUCCCAACCUACGAAGACAGUGAUGAGGAGUAA